UGCGACACAGACACGAAUCACAUCAGUUCCGGUGCACUAGAAUGACGGCGCGCUGCAGCGCAUUAGGGAAAUGGGUAGUUGUAGGGGUGGUGAGAUGAUUUUUGCGGGAGAUGAGUUAAGAUGAGAUGGAAGAUAGACUAGAAUGAGGAAAUGGGCGCAUUUGAUGGUGGUGGUGAUGUUGCAUCGGGCGACAGGACGAACAGGAGGAAGAGGAAGGCGAGGGUUGGAUAGGAUAAGAUAGGAUAGGACAGAACAGAACAUACCGCUCCGGGCGGACUCGCAUUCCUCGAGCUGGAUAGCGGCGGCAUGAUGGACGAACGAAACAGAACAGGUAGACUAUCGGGGAGGGGAGGGAACCGUUGGUUUCGUUGCAGUAUUAACGUCCGAGGGACGGUAUAAGUGGAGAAAAGUACGCGGAGUAGAUCUAGGGCUAUCUGGACAGAGCGGGUGCAAGCGACAUAGUGGAGCAGAGCGGAAUGGGGGAAGGAUGGGGGAGAAGUGUGGUGGAUUAUGAUAUGAGUAGUGGUGAUGGUGAUGGUGACGGUGGUGGAGAUGGUGGUGGUCUUGGUGAUGAUGAAGAUGGAGGAAGGAUACGAGUAGGUAAGGUGGGAGGGGGGAGGUCUUCUGUCUGUAUUACUCGUAGUACGAGGUACUACACUGAGGGCGCGGAAUGUCGGGGUAAAGAGAAGGGAAGGGAAAGGAAAGCAAAGGAAAGGAACUCGUAGAGUCAGAGGAACAAGAAGUCAAGUCACAGAAGGACGAUGAAG
Messenger RNA from Aaosphaeria arxii CBS 175.79, 767 nucleotides. RefSeq lists its product as uncharacterized. Lineage: Eukaryota; Fungi; Ascomycota; Dothideomycetes; Pleosporales. The transcript has a single exon. The record is from RefSeq and is a predicted model, not a curated record. The coding region runs from base 477 to 725 and encodes 82 amino acids.